AUGGCGAUGGCACCAAAAGUUUCAGUAGAUAAAACUUUCAUUGCUCCAGAAACUCUAAAAUAUCAACGUCACAAAUAUGAUAAAAUUAAAGAACAACAAGGACAAUCGUCGCAACAACAGCAAUAUCUGCAAGUACCACAACAGAGUUCCUCAUCCUAUGAUUACUGCAAUAAUUAUCAAGAUGGUUCAGCUUAUCAGCAGAAUGCUUCUUCAUCCAAGCAACAGUCAGCCUCAUCAUCACCAUCCAUCACCUUAUCAUCACCAAAACUGACAUUUGGCGAAUCGUUACGUGAAUCACUCCGUGAUUUAUACGUACCCAAAUUUUUGUCUAACUUGCGAAAAUCAGCUUCCGAAAUAAGCCUAGUCUUGGAAGCAGUCCGUUCCGGACCUACAUCUACCGAUUUGCAAACGCAUGGAGUAUCACUAACGCCGGCUACUAAGAAGCCUGUGGUUGGUGAUAACACUUCCAAAUCGAUCCGUGGUCCAACAGUGAAAAAGCGGAAACGUCAUAAUGCAUUAGUUGCAUGGCAUAAUUACUCACCACAUCAUCUCAAUAAGCAAAUACGAUAUG
This is a messenger RNA of Acanthocheilonema viteae, 571 nucleotides long. The record is from the annotation of a GenBank genome assembly. NCBI's taxonomy places the organism in Eukaryota, Metazoa, Nematoda, Chromadorea, Rhabditida, Onchocercidae.